UGUUAUUUUUUUGGUUAAUUUGCGCGACGGCGGCGCUGUCAGCGCAUCGGGGAGGGGACGCAGAUUGGCAGAGCUGGAGGAUAGCCUGAUUCCUGAAAUCUGAGUCGCUCGCGGGGGGAUGUAUGAGGCUCAUAUCCCACUCUGGGUGGAUACUUGGGAUUUGUAUCCCCCUCGGGUUGCAUAGAUGGGAUUUAUAGCCCCCUUGGGGUGGAUAGAUGGGAUUUAUGUUCCACUCUAGUUUGAUAUAUGUAAUUUAGAUCUCCCCAGGUGGAUAAAUGGGAUUUAUAUCCCUCUGGAAAUUCUUUUACUAUUUAAAAUUGAUAAUUAAUGAAUGUUUCUAUAUUGAGGCUUUUCUCCUGGAAAAUGAUCCUUGAAAAGAGCCUGCGAGCUGCCAACAUCCCUCAUGCCCAGGCAGGACAAUUCUGGGACAAGCAGUUCCAAAUAUUUACGUGUUGACUCUUUUAACUUUGGAGACACAAAUAACCGGAGACAUUUUGAUAACUUGAUGACAGCACUAAAAAAAAAGAAACAAAACAAAAGCCAACAUGGGAAUCUCGGGUUUGUUCCGGCUUUGUGUAAACUCUGUGGAGAAAAUAUUUCCUGUUUCAGGAUCAAAUAGGGAGAGGUCAGCCAAGGAGUUUGUCUUGUCUUUUAGGAAAGGGUUAAGAUGGAGUCGGAAAGGUUGGAUAUCGUGGGUUCAGGAAUGGAGGAAAAAUGGGAGAAAUAAGGAAAAGGAAGUGAAGGAUUAUUAAUUUUUGUUCCAGGUCCAUGGGAUGUUGAUGGAAACAGUUCAUGUUCUCCACACUGGAGCUUGCAGGGCUGACCUAAGCGGAAUCCGAGGAAACAGGAAAGGACUGAAGCCUUGCACAGUUCUCCAUGCUCGCACCGUCCCUCCACCAAAAACUUCAGGCACGAAGCCUCGGCAGUUCCGGAGCAGAGACAGCGCCUCGUGGAGAGGAUGUUAUUGUCGACACCUGACGACGUCCACCGUGUCUGGAACGAGGGAAACAGGGCGUUUUUCUGGCUGCUGUCGCUGCUCGCCGCCUCGCUGCUCUGGUUCGUGUCGGCGCGGCUCAGCGGGCGGGAGGACGCGGCGCUGCUGCCGCUCGGAGCCGCCGCUGCCGUGCUGCUGCAGGAGCUCUGCAGGUUCGCCUGCUUCAAAAUACUCAACCUUCCUCACCAUGGCCCUGGUACUGCUCCACACCUUUUGGGGCAUCAUCUUCUUCGAUGCCUGUGAGCGGCGCCGCACUGGAAGCCUGGGGCUGGUGGUGGGCAGCCACCUGCUCACCUCGGGGCUGACCUUCCUGAACCCUUGGUACGAGGCCAGCUUGGGCCCCAUCUUCAUCCUCACGUUCUGCACCGGCCUCUGGGCCUUUGGCACCGCUGGCGGCUCCUUCCACAAUGUCCUCAAGUGCCUCUCCUGUAAGCAGGAGCCUGAGGGCCAGGUCAUGCUCUACUCAGCGCUGCAGGUGCCUCCUGAGGAGUGAGGGAGCCACGGCCCCGCAGCCGGACGCUCCUGCCAAUGCCUUUGCUCCUCCUGCUCCGGGGGAAUUUGUGUCUGACCGCUGUUCCUGGGGGGCCUUUGGGGUCUGACCCAUACUCCUGAGAGAGUUUGGAGUUCUGCUCCUGGGGAAUUCAGGGUCUGACCAGUUCUCCCAGGGGGAUUUGGGGUCUGACCACUGCUCCUUCCCCUUUGUUCCCAGAUUGUGUUAACACCUUCCCCUCAGUUUGAGGCUCUGGGGAAGGCCAGGGUGGGACAGAUGCCCUGGGGGAACUCAGGGCAGCACCCUCCCCGAAUCCCUCGUGUUUGUCAUCCUUGGGGGAUCCCUGCACCAGGACUGGGAUGCUCUGCCCUUCUCACCCCUUCAGCACCCAGAGGGUUGGAGGUGCAGCUGGGGUAUUUUUUUAUUUUAUUUUAUUUUAUUAAGAGUAAAACCCUUUUACAAGAA
Molecule: messenger RNA, 1949 nt
Organism: Hirundo rustica (Barn swallow)
Lineage: Eukaryota; Metazoa; Chordata; Aves; Passeriformes; Hirundinidae
Gene: APH1A
Product: aph-1 homolog A, gamma-secretase subunit
Exons: 6
Coding region: 774-1487 (237 amino acids)
Biological process (GO): Notch signaling pathway; Notch receptor processing; protein processing
Cellular component (GO): membrane; gamma-secretase complex; endoplasmic reticulum
Molecular function (GO): protein-macromolecule adaptor activity
Source: RefSeq, a predicted model, not a curated record